Messenger RNA from Rattus norvegicus (Norway rat), 14865 nucleotides. Lineage: Eukaryota; Metazoa; Chordata; Mammalia; Rodentia; Muridae. The record is from RefSeq and is a predicted model, not a curated record.
AAUUAAUAUGAUCGAAUACAUUAAUAAACAUAAAUAUUGCUAUAAAUAUAUAAAAACAUAGCAAUAUUUAUAAUGGAUAUAAGUAAAUGUGAGGGUACAGAGGGCUCUACGACAGAGUGUGGAAUUCUCUGGGCAUAUGCCCAGGAGAGGAAUGGGGGGGGUCAUGAGGUAGUUCUAGUUUUUUUUUUUUUGAGGAAUCUCCAGCUGAUUUGCACAAUGGCUAUAUUAAUUCGCAGUCCCACCAGCAGCGAAUAAGGGUUCCUUUCCCUCCAUGUCCCUCCAACAUCAUGGUCAGAUUUGUUGAUGACAGCCGUUCUGAGUGGGUCGAGGUGACAUUUUAGAAUAACAUUAAUUCGCAUUUGCCUGAUGGCUAGGGAAAUGGAAUACUUUUCAAUGGCCAUUGGCUAUUUAUGCUAAUUUUUGAAAAGUAUCUGUUCAGUUAAUUUGCCUACUUGCUGACUGGUGGUUUUAUUUCUUUGGUGUUUAAUUGCAAUUCUUUGUAAACUCUGGAUCUCAGCCCCUUGUGUCGGUAUAGCCGGUGAAGACUUUGCCCUUUCUGUGGGCCUUGUGCUCUAAGGGUCGUGUCUUUCACAGUGUUAUCGUAACAUAGCCUGCCUGUGGUAUGGGGUUAGUCCUGUGCCAUUAGUGUGCUGUUCAAAAAGUCCAUGCCCACCCCAGUGUCUUAAAGGGCAUCCCCGUGUUUCCCUUUAAAAGUUUCAGUGUCUCUGGUUUUAAAUUAAGACCCAUAAUUCAUUUCUGAGUUGAUUUUUUUUUCUUUUUUUCAGAGCUGGGGACCGAACCCAGGGCCUUGAGCUUGCUAGGCAAGCACUCCGCCACUGAGCUAAAUCCCCAAAACCCCUGAGCUGAUUUUUGUAUUAGGCGAAAGCUAUAAUCCAAUUUCAUCUUCUGCAGGUGGAAACCGGUUUUGCCAGCACAAUUUGCUCAACAGGCUAUCUCCACCCCCACCCCCCAAAGAAUGCUUUUACCUCCUAUGUCAAAAAUUAAGGGGUCAUAGCCGUGUCGUUUUAUAGCCAUGUCUUCUAUUCCAUUGGUAUACCUGUCUGCUACGCCAGUGCCAGGCUGUCUUCAUUACUACAGACUGAUGUAGGACUUCUUUUUGGAGAAAUCUGACUCAAGGGGUUAGGUAGCUCAGUGGUGGAGCAUUUUCUUAGCAUGCAUGAGCUCUGAGUUCAUUCCCCAGCACUGCUAAAAAUGGGUGGGGGGAAGGAAAUCUAUGAUGGCCAAGACCUGAGAGUACAGAUGCCAAACCUUUUUGCCCCACUGAAGGCCCGAUGAAGGGCCUUUGACCCUGGGAAAGUAACCUAGGCAACCGUUAUCAUAACCCACACAUCUGAGUGUUACCUACAGUGUGGCUGGCUAGUCAGAGACUAACAUUGUGCUAACCAGCGGACUGUCACACUCAGUCAACAGCCGGGGAGGAGAAAGAGCUUAGCUUCUCCACCUUCUAGCAGGAAGCAAGAGAAGGAGGAAGACUUGAGCUGCAUAAUCCAGGAUGGGUGAUUUCCCUUGAAUUCUCAGAGGUGGGUGGGUCUUUGCAUGCAUGUGGUUUGCAACACCCUGGGCAAAGAAGACCUGUCAGCCAGCUGUCAUUGAACCAAAGCAAAAAGUAGUAUAAAAAGAGGGGAACACGCAAAGGCAGUUUGCCCAACUAGCCAUGGAUGGACAAGUGUGCCCCAGGCAGGCUGGCUGUAGGGUGGGGGUGGGGGUUGGUGGACAUCUCAGUAUUAGUUACUUACUGAUUGUCUGGGAGGCCCUGAAAGUUAAGCCAUGAAGAAUUUAUGGACUUGCAACAGCUGAUUCUUCUCACAGUUCUUCACAUAGGUGGGUCCCCACCUCUUUCUCCUAUAGAAUCUCACAGAAACUUCUUCACAGGGUUGAUACUAUGGCAGUAAUCUAAGUCAAUCCUUGUGAACAUUAGAGCAGACAGUGUGGCUACAGCUCUCGAUCCACAAACUUGUUCCAGUGAGAUCCUGUGUAUGUGUGUGUGUGUGUUUACAUGUGUGUGUGCAUGUGUGUGUCUGUGUGUCCAUGUGUGUGUCUGUGUGUCCAUGUAUGUGUCUGUGUGUCUGUGUGUGUGCAUGUGUGUGUCUGUGUGUCUCUAUGUGUGUCCAUGUGUGUGUAUGUGUGUUUGUGUGUGUGCAUGUGUGUGUGUGUGUCUGUCUGUCUGUAUGUCUGCGUGUGUGUCUGUGUGUGCACGUGUGUGUGCAUGUGUAUAUAUAUGUAUGUGUGUUUGUGUGUAUCUGUGUGUAUAUGUGUGAAUGUAUGUCUGUGUGUAUGUGUGUAUGUGUGUGCAUGUGUGUGUGCAUGUGUGUGUCUGUCUGUCUGUAUGUCUGUGUGUGUGUGUCUGUGUGCAUCUGUAUGUAUGUCUGUGUGUGUAUAUGUGUGUGCAUGUGUGUGCAUAUGUGUAUAUGUGUGUGUAUAUAUUAUAUAUGUAUGUGUGUUUGUGUGUAUCUGUGUGUGGGUGUGUCUGUGUGUAUGUAUGUCUGUGUGUAUGUGUAUAUGUGUGUGUGCAUAUGUGUGGUAUAUACGUGUGUAUAUAUAUGUGUAUGUAUGUGUAUUGUGUGUGUCUGUGUGUCUGAGUCUGUGUCUGUGUGUGGGUGUCUCUGUGUGUGUAUGUGUGUGUGUGUUCAUGUGUGUGUGCAUAUGUGUGUCUCUGUGUGUCUAUGUGUAUGUAUGUUUGUGCAUUUGUAUGUUUGUAUGUGUCUGUGUGCAUGUGUGUUUGUAUGUGUGGGUAUGUGUGUCUGUGCAUGUGUGUGCAUGUGUGUCUGUGUGUCUGUGUGUAUGUAUGUCUGUGUGUUUAUAUGUGUGUUCGUGAGUGUGUGUGUGUGUGUGUGUGUGUACGGGUGCUAUCAGAGCAUGAGGAAAACACCGUGUGCAGGAGUAAGAUAGUUUAUCUUUGGAAAUCAUCACUACAAUAAAAGAACAAGAAACUGACUCCUAUAAAAAUAUAAAGAGACACACACCCAUAGGCAUCACAGGCAGUCCUAACCCCUUUGGUUCACCUCAUGUGUCAUAGGACACCUCAUUCUGUAUCUGGUGUCAGAUAAACUUCCUUCUACCCUUCCCACCUCUCCCACACCAUAGCCAGACCAAUCUCAUCUCUUUCAGGAGACAAACUGCUGUUAUCAGUGUAGCAGAAAUGUGUUUCAUGACCUCUAACUGUGUAAAUAUGCUACCACUCUUAUGAGGUGUAUACAUUUGCUUUAUUUUUGGCUUUUUGUUUUGUUUUGUUUUUGAGAUAGGGUCCUCUAUUAGCCCUGGCUGUCCUGGAGUUCACUCUGUAGAUCAGGCUGGCCUCAAAUUCACAGAGGUCCUCCCAUUUCUACCUUCCAGUGCUGGGAUUAAAAGCGAGAGCCGCUGUACCUGGCUAGGCAUAUGUUUUUAAUGCACCAAAGAUGUAGUGUUUCAGGGAUGAGAGUUAAGACAGGGUCUUGCUAGGUAGGACAGGUUGACCUCAAAUUCAAGACCCUCCCACUUCAGCUUCUCAAGUAUGGUAACCACACCUAGCCAUCAACAAGGUUUUUGAGUCUUGUUGUCCUAACUCCAUUUCCCCUCUAAGUUCCCAUUUUUCCCCAUGAUUUUGCACAGUAUCCUGAUUUAUGCGUAUGUAGUGUCACCACCGGGGCCACUGCAUGAUUUGCAGAGCCUCAUCAUAAACCUUCAGAUGUCAAGAUGUGACAGAGCACUGGACCAAGCGAGCACAGUGCCUUUGUGAGUGGGAACCGUCAGGAGACUAUAUAAGUAGCUUGGAUUCCUGAAGCCAGCUGUAGCUGCAGCACUGACAACUGCUGCACCUUCUCUACUAGUGCUCCUUUCAGUGUGUGUGUGUGUGUGUGUGUGUGUACAUGUCUGAGUGUAGUGUGUGCUCAUGUGUGCAUCUGAGUGUGUGUACCUACAUGUGUGCAUGUGUGUAUAUGUGUGUGCCUGAGUGCUCACAUGUGUGUGCAUAUCUGAGUGUAUGUGUGUGCUCAUGCUGAGUGUGUGUGCCCACAUAUGUGUAUAUGUGUAUGUGUGCAUAUCUGAGUGUGUGUGCUCAUGUGUGCAUCUGAGUGUGUGUGUAUGUGUGUGUAUGUGUGUGUGUAAGUGUAUGUGUCUGAGUGUGUGUACAUGUCUGAGUGUAUGUGUGUGUUCAUGUGUGCAUCUGAGUGUGUGUACUUACAUGUCUGCAUGUGUAUAUGCGUGUGUGUCUGAGUGUGUAUUAUGUGUGUGCAUUUGAAUGUGUGUGCCCACAUGUGUGCAUGUGUGUAUGUGUGUGUGCCUGAGUGCUCACAUGUGUGCAUAUCUGAGUGUAUGUGUGUGCUCAUGCUGAGUGUGUGUGCCCACAUGCGUGUAUAUGUACAUGUGUUUGUCUGAGUGUGUGUGUAUGUGUGCAUAUCUGAGUGUAUGUGCUCAUGUGUGCAUCUGAAUAUGUGUGUGUGUAUGUGUGUGUGUGUGAGUGUGUAUCAGAGGACAACUUGUGGGAGUCAGUUCUCCUCUACCACAUAUGUCCUGGGGAUGGAACUCAGCCCUCAAGUAUUAGUGUAAAUACAUCAACUACAUCAGCCCCGAAGACUUCUACAGCCCUUCCCAGCAGCACCAACCCAUCUCAAAUGACCUCACAGGUGUCCAACCCAACAGCCUCUCCAUAUAGAAUGACAAAAAACACAGGACAAGCAUCACCGAUGGUUACUUCAAGUUCCAUAACAACACUUCCUCAGAGCCAACACACUGGCAGCAUGAAGACCACCCGCAAUCCUCAAACCACCGGAACCACAGAGGUGACUACAACUCUUUCAGCCUCCUCAAGUGACCACGUUCAGGCAGAGACAAGUUCCCAGACAACACUAUCUCCUGAUCCAACAACGACCUCACAUGCUCCCAGAGAGAGCAGCUCACCUCCAAGUACAUCAGUUAUAUUAACCACCACGGCCUCCACAGAAGGCACCUCAGGAGACACAGGACACACAAUGGCAGUAACUACUCAAGGUUCCACACCUGCCACCACAGAGAUCUCAGUGACACCUUCAACCCAGAAAAUGUCACCUGUGUCAACAUUCAGCACUUCUACACAGGAAAUAACAACACUUUCCCAAAGUCAACACACUGGAGGCAUGAAGACCACCCGCAAUCCUCAAACCACCGGAACCACAGAGGUGACUACAACUCUUUCAGCCUCCUCAAGUGAACAAGUUCAGGCAGAGACAAGUUCCCAGACAACACUAUCUCCUGAUGCAACAACCACCUCACAUGCUCCCAGAGAGAGCAGCUCACCUCCAAGUACUUCAGACAUGUUAACCACCACGGCCUCCACAGAAGGCACCUCAGGAGACACAGGACACACAACGGCAGUAACUACUCAGGGUUCUAUACCUGCUACCACACAGUUAUCAGCAACAUUCGCAUCUCAAAAAAUGUCAACAGUGUCAACACCCACCAUCUCAAUUCAGGAAUUGUCAACACUUCCUCAGAGCCAACACACUGGCAGCAUGGAGAUCAGUAGCAGACCUCAAACCACCUCAGUCACAUCAACUCUUUCAUCCUCUCCAAGUGGCUCAACUCCUGUACAGACUCGGUCCCAAGUGACAUCAUCCUCAGAUGAAAGAACCAACCCAACUUCUUCUGGUGUCAGUAACACAUCCCCAGCUACAACAGAAGUGCUCACCCCAACAUCCUCUCCAGAGUCUGCUCCAGGAAACACAGCUCCGAGGACAACUGAGACCUCUACAACAACCACGACAAAAGUCUUAACGACAUCUUUACAACAGAAACUGCCAACAGGGUCAACACUCGGCACUUCUACACAGGAAUUAACAACACUUCCUCAGAGUCAACACACUGGAAUCAUGAAGACCACCAGCAGAACUCAAACUACCACACCCACAGAGGUGACUACAUCGACUCUUUCAGUCUCCUCAAGUGACCAACUUCAGACAGGCACAAGUUCCCAGAGAACGUCCUCUCCUGAUACGACAACCACCUCACAUGCUCCCAGUGUGAGCAGCUCAUCUCCAAGUCCACCCUCCACAGAAGGAACCUCAGUAGACACAGGACUCACAACGGCAGUGACUACUCAAGAUUCUACCCCUGCCACCACUCAGGGCUCACUGACAUCUUCCUCCCAGACACUGUCAACUGUGUCACCACUCAGCACUUCUACACAGGAAUUAACAUCUUCUCAGAGCCAACACACUGGUAGCAUGAAGACCACCCACAAUCCUCAAACCACCAGAAACACAGAGGUGACUACAACUCUUUCAGCCUCCUCAAGUGAACAAGUUCAGGUAGAGACAACUUCCCAGACAGCACUAUCUCCUGAUACAACAACCACCUCACAUGCUCCCAGAGAGAGCAGCUCACCUCCAAGUACAUCAGUUAUAUUAACCACCACGGCCUCCACAGAAGGCACCUCAGGAGACACAGGACACACAAUGGCAGUAACUACUCAGGGUUCUAAACCUGACACCACACAGGUCUCACCAACAGCCUCAUCCCAGAGACUGUCAACAGUGUCACCACUCAGCACUUCUACACAGGAAAUAACAACUCUUUCUCAAAGUCAACACACUGGAGGCAUGAAGACCACCCGCAAUCCUCAAAGAACCACACCCACAGAGGUGACUACAUCGACUCUUUCAGCCUCCUCGAGUGACCAACUUCAGACAGGAACAGGUUCCCAGAGAACAUCCUCUCCUGAUUCAACAACCACCUCACAUGCUCCCAGUGUGAGAAGCUCACCUCCAAGUACACCCUCCACAGAAGUCACCUCAGUAGACACAGGACUCAAAACAGCAAUAUCUACCCAGGGUUCUACCCCUGCCACCACUCAGGGCUCACUGACAUCUUCCUCCCAGACACUGUCAACUGUGUCACCACUCAGCACUUCUACACAGGAAUUAACAACACUUCCUCAGAGCCAACACACUGGAGGCAUGAAGACCACCCGCAAUCCUCAAACCACCAGAAACACAGAGGUGACUACCGCUCUUUCAGCCUCCUCAAGUGACCAAGUUCAGGUAGAGACAACUUCCCAGACAACACUAUCUCCUGAUGCAACAACGACCUCACAUGCUCCCAGAGAGAGCAGCUCACCUCCAAGUACAUCAGAUAUUUUAACCACCAUGGCCUCCACAGAAGGCACCUCAGGAGACACAGGACACACAAUGGCAGUAACUACUCAAGGUUCCACACCUGCCACCACAGAGAUCUCAGUGACACCUUCAACCCAGAAAAUGUCACCUGUGUCAACAUUCAGCACUUCUACACAGGAAAUAACAACACUUUCCCAAAGUCAACACACUGGAGGCAUGAAGACCACCCGCAAUCCUCAAACCACCGGAACCACAGAGGUGACUACAACUCUUUCAGCCUCCUCAAGUGACCAAGUUCAGACAAAGACAAGUUCCCAGACAACACUAUCUCCUGAUACAACAACCACCUCACAUGCUCCCAGAGAGAGCAGCUCACCUCCAAGUACUUCAGACAUGUUAACCACCACGGCCUCCACAGAAGGCACCUCAGGAGACACAGGACACACAACGGCAGUAACUACUCAGGGUUCUAUACCUGCUACCACACAGUUAUCAGCAACAUUCGCAUCUCAAAAAAUGUCAACAGUGUCAACACCCACCACCUCAAUUCAGGAAUUGUCAACACUUCCUCAGAGCCAACACACUGGCAGCAUGGAGAUCAGUAGCAGACCUCAAACCACCUCAGUCACAUCAACUCUUUCAUCCUCUCCAAGUGGCUCAACUCCUGUACAGACUCGGUCCCAAGUGACAUCAUCCUCAGAUGAAAGAACCAACCCAACUUCUUCUGGUGUCAGUAACACAUCCCCAGCUACAACAGAAGUGCUCACCCCAACAUCCUCUCCAGAGUCUGCUCCAGGAAACACAGCUCCGAGGACAACUGAGACCUCUACAACAACCACGACAAAAGUCUUAACGACAUCUUUACAACAGAAACUGCCAACAGGGUCAACACUCGGCACUUCUACACAGGAAUUAACAACACUUCCUCAGAGUCAACACACUGGAAUCAUGAAGACCACCAGCAGAACUCAAACUACCACACCCACAGAGGUGACUACAUCGACUCUUUCAGUCUCCUCAAGUGACCAACUUCAGACAGGCACAAGUUCCCAGAGAACGUCCUCUCCUGAUACGACAACCACCUCACAUGCUCCCAGUGUGAGCAGCUCAUCUCCAAGUCCACCCUCCACAGAAGGAACCUCAGUAGACACAGGACUCACAACGGCAGUGACUACUCAAGAUUCUACCCCUGCCACCACUCAGGGCUCACUGACAUCUUCCUCCCAGACACUGUCAACUGUGUCACCACUCAGCACUUCUACACAGGAAUUAACAUCUUCUCAGAGCCAACACACUGGUAGCAUGAAGACCACCCGCAAUCCUCAAACCACCAGAAACACAGAGGUGACUACAACUCUUUCAGCCUCCUCAAGUGAACAAGUUCAGGUAGAGACAACUUCCCAGACAGCACUAUCUCCUGAUACAACAACCACCUCACAUGCUCCCAGAGAGAGCAGCUCACCUCCAAGUACAUCAGUUAUAUUAACCACCACGGCCUCCACAGAAGGCACCUCAGGAGACACGGGACACACAAUGGCAGUAACUACUCAGGGUUCUAAACCUGACACCACACAGGUCUCACCAACAGCCUCAUCCCAGAGACUGUCAACAGUGUCACCACUCAGCACUUCUACACAGGAAAUAACAACUCUUUCUCAAAGUCAACACACUGGAGGCAUGAAGACCACCCGCAAUCCUCAAAGAACCACACCCACAGAGGUGACUACAUCGACUCUUUCAGCCUCCUCGAGUGACCAACUUCAGACAGGAACAGGUUCCCAGAGAACAUCCUCUCCUGAUUCAACAACCACCUCACAUGCUCCCAGUGUGAGAAGCUCACCUCCAAGUACACCCUCCACAGAAGUCACCUCAGUAGACACAGGACUCAAAACAGCAAUAUCUACCCAGGGUUCUACCCCUGCCACCACUCAGGGCUCACUGACAUCUUCCUCCCAGACACUGUCAACUGUGUCACCACUCAGCACUUCUACACAGGAAUUAACAACACUUCCUCAGAGCCAACACACUGGAGGCAUGAAGACCACCCGCAAUCCUCAAACCACCAGAAACACAGAGGUGACUACAACUCUUUCAGCCUCCUCAAGUGACCAAGUUCAGGUAGAGACAACUUCCCAGACAACACUAUCUCCUGAUGCAACAACGACCUCACAUGCUCCCAGAGAGAGCAGCUCACCUCCAAGUACUUCAGACAUGUUAACCACCACGGCCUCCACAGGAAGCACCUUAGGAGACACAGGACACACAACGGCAGUAACUACUCAGGGUUCUAUACCUGCUACCACACUGUUCUCACCAACACUCUCAUCUCAGAAAAUGUCAACAGUGUCAACACCCACCACCUCAAUUCAGGAAUUGUCAACACUUCCUCAGAGCCAACACACUGGCAGCAUGGAGAUCAGUAGCAGACCUCAAACCACCUCAGUCACAUCAACUCUUUCAUCCUCUCCAAGUGGCUCAACUCCUGUACAGACUCGGUCCCAAGUGACAUCAUCCUCAGAUGAAAGAACCAACCCAACUUCUUCUGGUGUCAGUAACACAUCCCCAGCUACAACAGAAGUGCUCACCCCAACAUCCUCUCCAGAGUCUACUCCAGGAAACACAGCUCCGAGGACAACUGAGACCUCUACAACAACCACGACAAAGGUCUUAAUGACAUCUUUACAACAGAAACUGCCAACAGGGUCAACACUCGGCACUUCUACACAGGAAUUAACAACACUUCCUCAGAGUCAACACACUGGAAUCAUGAAGACCACCAGCAGAACUCAAACUACCACACCCACAGAGGUGACUACAACUCUUUCAGCCUCCUCAAGUGACCAAGUUCAGGUAGAGACAACUUCCCAGACAACACUAUCUCCUGAUGCAACAACCACCUCACAUGCUCCCAGAGAGAGCAGCUCACCUCCAAGUACAUCAGUUAUAUUAACCACCAUGGCCUCCACAGAAGGCACCUCAGGAGACACAGGACACACAACAGCAGUAACUGUCCAAGGUUCCACACCUGCCACCACAGAGAUCUCAGUGACACCUUCAACCCAGAAAAUGUCACCUGUGUCAACAUUCAGCACUUCUACACAGGAAAUAACAUCUUCUCAGAGCCAACGCACUGGUAGCAUGAAGACCACCCACAAUCCUCAAACCACCAGAAACACAGAGGUGACUACAACUCUUUCAGCCUCCUCAAGUGAACAAGUUCAGGCAGAGACAACUUCCCAGACAACACUAUCUCCUGAUGCAACAACCACCUCACAUGCUCCCAGAGAGAGCAGCUCACCUCCAAGUACUUCAGACAUGUUAACCACCACGGCCUCCACAGAAGGCACCUCAGGAGACACAGGACACACAAUGGCAGUAACUACUCAAGGUUCCACACCUGCCACCACAGAGAUCUCAGUGACACCUUCAACCCAGACACUGUCAACUGUGUCAACACUUAGCACUUCUACUCAAGAAUUAACUUCUUCUCAGAGCCAACGCACUGGAAGCAUGGGGACCAGCAGCAAACCUCAAGCCACCACACCGACAGAGGUGACCACAUCCACUCUUUCAUCAUUUUCAAGGGGAUCCACUCAAACCCAGACAGUUUCUUGGGAAACAUCCUCCUCAGGAAAAAUAACUGCCCCAUCUACUUCCAGUAGGAGGACCCCAUCCGUAGCCACAUCAGACAUAUUCACCACCACAGACUCCACCUCAGGAAACGCGGGGCACACACUUUUAACGGGAAGCCACAGUGUGAUCACAUCAAGAGUCGCAAGCACAACUCUAGGCCGAUUGUCAACAGUAGCGCACAGCAAGUCUACUCAGCGAUCAUCUACACAUUCUCAGAGUUACUUGACUGAAAGCAUGGGGGCAUCCAGCACGUCUGAAACCAGCCUCCUCACAGAGGCUACCACAGAGAAGCAGUUUGCCUCUUCACCUGGACCCACUGUGACAGAGACCUUCUCUCGUGGGACGUCCUCUUCAGGAUUGACCACGAAAACAGACAAUGACAGAAGUACAGCACUCUCAGCCACCUCCUUGACCCUUCCGGCUCCCAGCACGUCCACAGCCUCCAGGUCCACAGUGCCUCCAGCCCCUCUUCCACCAGAUCAGGGUAUUUCCCUCUUCCCCUACGGGUCAAGCUCUGAAGUUAGAGACAAGCAAUUGUUUGCCAGGACUGUGGAUUUUACCUCACCAAUCUUCAAGAUCCAGAUUGGCUUUCCCCUCGGCUCCUCCCUGCGGGAUUCCUUCUAUUUUACAGAUAACGGUCAGAUCAUUUUCCCCGAGUCAGACUACGAUGUCUUCUCCUACCCCAACCCACCUCAAAGAGGCUUCACAGGAAGGGAGCGUGUGGCCAUAGUGGCCCCAUUCUGGGGUGAUGCUGAUUUCUCUAGCUCCAGGGGAACCAUAUUUUACCAGGACUACAUCACAUUUUACGAUGAGCAGCACCAGCUAAUUCGGAAGGUGGAGUCUCUGAUUAAUGAGUUUACAAGUGACUGGAGCUUCAAAGCCAAGUGGACACUGAAGGUCACCUGGGUCAAUGUUCCUGCCUAUCCAGCCCAGGGGAGCUUUGGGACCAAUACCUACCAAGCCAUCCUCUCCACAGAUGGGAGCAGGUCCUACGCCCUGUUUCUCUACCAGAGCGGUGGCAUGAGGUGGGAUGUGACCCAGGGACUGUACAACCGAGUGCUCAUGGGCUUCUCCAGUGGAGAUGGGUAUUUUGAAAACAGCCCGCUGAUAUUCCGGCCAGCAGUGGAGAAGUACCGUCCAGAUCGAUUCCUGAACUCCAAAUUAGGCAUCCGGGGACUGCAGGUCUACAGGCUACACAGGGAGGUGUGGCCCAACUACAGGCUCAAGUGUCUGCAGUGGUUGGAAAGUCAGCCUCAGCAGCCCAGCUGGGGCUGGAACAAGAUUUCCUGCCCUUGCUCCUGGCAGCAGGGACGAUGGGACUUUCGGUUCUGGCUCAUCAACACAGGUCUGUGGGGCAGGCAGCUAUGCAGCUUCUCCUCCGGGCGAGGGGGCGUGUGCUGUAGCUAUGGCACCUGGGGUGAGUUUCGAGAAGGCUGGAGAAUGCACAGUCCUUGGCAGUUUGAUGAGGAGCAGGAGGCACAGAACUGGUGCUGCCGCUGGAACGACAAGCCCUCUUUCUGCGUCCAGUACCAGCUCAGGCGGCCCCGAGUUAGUUGUGCUGGGUACAGGCCCCCCCGGCCCGCUUGGACAUUUGGUGAUCCCCACAUCACCACUUUGGAUAACGCCAAAUACACCUUCAACGGGCUAGGGGACUUCCUGCUGGUUCAGGCCCAGGACAGAAAUUCUUCCUUCCUGCUGGAGGGCCGCACUGCCCAGACUGAUUCUGCCAAUGCCACGAACUUCAUUGCCUUUGCGGCCCAAUACAACACCAGCAGCCUGAAGUCUCCCAUCACAGUUCAGUGGUUUCUUGAGCCCAAUGACACAAUCCGAGUUGUACACAAUAACCAAACGGUGGCCUUUAACACCAGCGACACUGAAGACUUGCCCGUAUUCAAUGCCACUGGUGUCCUACUGAUCCAAAAUGGCUCCCAAGUCUCAGCCAACUUUGAUGGGACAGUGACCAUCUCUGUGAUUGCUCUCUCCAACAUCCUUCACGCCUCCUCCAGCCUGUCAGAGGAGUACCGCAACCACACAAAGGGCCUUCUGGGAGUCUGGAAUGACAAUCCAGAAGAUGACUUCAGAAUGCCCAAUGGCUCCACCAUCCCCUCCAACAGCUCCGAGGAGACUCUUUUCCACUAUGGAAUGACAUGGCAAAUCAACGGGACAGGCCUCCUUGGGGUGAGGACAGACCCUCUGCCUUCUGAGUUUACUCCCAUCUUCUUGUCCCAACUGUGGAACAAGAGCGGCGCCGGUGAAGACUUGAUCUCUGGGUGCAACGAGGACGCACAGUGCAAGUUUGACAUCCUGGCCACAGGAAACAGAGACAUCGGACAAAGCACCAACUCAAUCCUUAGAACAUUCCGGCACGUGAAUGGCACGCUCAACCAGUACCCACCCCCUAUCCACUACAGCAGCAAGAUUCAAGCCUACAAGGGGCGAACAGUGGCCAUUGAGAUCACCAGCAACUCUAAGGAUGUCGUAUUCAGCCUCUCCAACAAGUGCAGUGGCUUUGAGCUCUUUGAAAACGGGAGUUUGCAGUGGACACCAACAUCCCCAGAAGCAUGUACCCUGGAGAUUCUAGCAAGGGAUGUCAAGACUAACUUGUCAUCGGUACUCCAGCCUGAGACGGUGGCUUGCUUCUGUAGUAAGGAGGAACAGUGUUUGUACAACGAGACCAGCAAAGAGGGCAACUCUUCCACUGAGGUGACCAGCUGCAAGUGCGAUGGGAACUCCUUCGGCCGCUUGUGUGAACACUCUAAGGACCUCUGCACUGAGCCAUGCUUCCCUAAUGUGGACUGCAUUCCUGGGAAGGGCUGUCAGGCCUGCCCUCCAAACAUGACUGGAGAUGGGCGUCAUUGUGUAGCUGUGGAGAUCUCUGAAUUCUGCCAGAACCAUUCCUGUCCUGUGAAUUACUGCUAUAACCAUGGCCAUUGCGACAUCUCUGGGCCUCCAGACUGCCAGCCCACUUGCACCUGCGCCCCUGCCUUCACUGGUAACCGCUGCUUCCUGGCCGGGAACAAUUUCACUCCCAUCAUCUAUAAAGAGCUUCCCUUGAGGACCAUCACGCUCUCUCUCAGGGAGGACGAAAACGCCUCUAACGCUGACGUCAAUGCCUCGGUGGCAAACGUACUAGAGAACUUGGACAUGCGGGCUUUUCUCUCCAACAGCUUAGUGGAGCUGAUACGAACCUCUCCCGGAGCACAGUCCUUGGGCAAGCCCAUUCAUCACUGGAAGGUCGUCUCCCACUUCAAGUACCGUCCCAGGGGACCCCUCAUCCACUAUCUGAACAACCAACUGAUAAGCGCCGUGAUGGAGGCCUUCCUCCUCCAGGCUCGGCAGGAGAGGCGGAAGAGGAGUGGAGAAGCCAGGAAGAACGUCCGCUUCUUCCCCAUCUCGAGGGCAGACGUCCAGGACGGGAUGGCCCUGAACCUAAGUAUGCUGGACGAGUACUUCACGUGCGAUGGCUACAAAGGCUACCACUUGGUCUACAGCCCCCAGGAUGGCGUCACCUGUGUGUCCCCAUGUAGUGAGGGCUACUGUCACAAUGGAGGCCAAUGCAAGCACCUGCCAGAUGGGCCCCAGUGCAGCUGCGCAACCUUCAGCAUCUACACAUCCUGGGGCGAACGCUGUGAGCAUCUAAGCGUGAAACUUGGGGCAUUCUUCGGGAUCCUCUUUGGAGCCCUGGGUGCCCUCUUGCUACUGGCCAUCUUAGCAUGUGUGGUCUUUCACUUCUGCGGCUGCUCCAUGAACAAGUUCUCCUACCCUCUGGACUCAGAACUGUGAGGCCUCGUCCCAGAUGGGCAGCUGCACCUAGAAUACCUCAGGACCCGCCCACCGGUCUGCCCCUGCUCUAGGGAGACUGGAAAGGGCCGACUGCAUGAAGAUGAUUUGAGAUUCUUCAAGCAUGAAUAAAGGGAGUGAAACCAGACUCUACCAUUUUAGUAGGCCAUGGGUAUAGGAAAAGGCCAGAUGACCAAAUGUAGAGAUGGAUGGAUUCCUAUACAGCACAUGGGAAAGGAUAUUGCCUAUGUACACACACACACACACACACACCAGAGUUAAUGGAUGACUGGCUUUAUAUUCACCAAAAUGUUUUUACUUAUAAAACCAGCAUACUUCUCAUUAAAAUCUAUUUAAAUAUAAA